AUGUCGGUCGCUUCUGCAUUGCCACUCUUGUCACCUCUGGUCACCCGCAUCCUCCAGCUUUCCGGCUUCCCUCCCCAGCUUAAGACGCGCGACCUCCAGCAAGUCUUUUCGGCCUAUGAGGAUGACAAUGGCGGCUACAAGAUCAAGUGGGUCGACGAUACCACUGCCCUCAUCAUCUUUGCCGACCCCGCCACCGCCAAGAAGGCCUACCUCCGCACCAUCAUGGCUCCCCCGCAACAGCUUAUCAACGACAAUGGCGUUCCUGCAAAGAUCAAGCCUUAUGACCAAGACGAUGCGAGCGCCAUCAUUUCCAGCGUCUCCAGUCGACAACGAUCUCGCUCUAACGGUGGAGGUAUCCUGGGCAGCCCGACAAAGCCGCACGCCGAACUUGUCGCCCCAUCUACGCCCGAUAGCCCCGCAAAGCCGUUUCGAGGUCACGCGCAUACGCCUUCGUUCGGCCGCACCUUUGGACACAGACGCCAGCAGAGCGGCUCCAACCCCAACUUGCCCCCCAAACCCGUCGCUGCGGCGCUGUUCGACGCUGCCAAUGGCGGGCCCUCUCCAGCUAACCGCGUCCUAGCCGGCGUCGAUACACUGAGCGGCAUCGCUGGUCUUCCCGCAAACCCCGUCGCUGCUGCCAGAUCCAGUUUCAUGGCCGACUCGCCUAGCAGAAUGUCGCGCAACAGCAGCCAGGCGUCAGACGCUACGCUCGAUUCUGACCUUGCCAGUCUCUCGCUCAGCAACGCUAGCAACACCACGACCAGCAAGAACGGCAACGCCAACGGCACCAAGAUUCCCGCUGGCACCAAUGUGUUUGGAGGCUUGCUGAGCGCACCGGCGAACAUCUCGUCGAAUGGCGCUGGCAAGCGACUCAGCCCAGGCAGUACUCCAAGCAGAAUGUCACCGCUUCCGCGCUCCACCCCGCUCAGCGGCUCGACAUCCGGUGUCUCGUCCGCCUCGAUUUCUCCUUCUGCUUCGCCCUCAGCCGACGCUGCGCUCGUCUCGGCCGCUACCACCACGGUCGGGUAA
This is a messenger RNA of Sporisorium graminicola, 1029 nucleotides long. RefSeq lists its product as uncharacterized. The record is from RefSeq and is a predicted model, not a curated record. NCBI's taxonomy places the organism in Eukaryota, Fungi, Basidiomycota, Ustilaginomycetes, Ustilaginales, Ustilaginaceae. The coding region runs from base 1 to 1029 and encodes 342 amino acids. Gene Ontology annotation, molecular function: mRNA binding; RNA 7-methylguanosine cap binding. The transcript has a single exon.